AUGGCAGCAGCUAGAGGGGGUGCAAGUAGUGCUAGAGGGGGUGCUACUAGCAUGAGAGGUCCAAUAGACUUGUUUGUUAGAAGACCUGAAACUGCCAUUGUAAGAAACAAAAGAGAGAAAUUGAGGCAGCAAAACAUCAAAGAAGCAUGUAAUAAGGAAGCAGUUCGUAGAGUUCAUCAAUACAUAGCACGGUGGUUCUACCAAGCUGGGAUUCCAUUGAACCCAGUAAAGUUGAAGAGUUUUCAAGAAAUGUUGUGUGCUGUUGGAAGCUUUGGUCCCAAUUUACCUGCUCCUAAUUAUCAUACUCUAAGGCUGCUUAAUGAGGAGUUGGAAUACACCAAAGGAUUGUUGAAUGGUCUUGGAAUAAUGUUUUUGAAGUCUAUUGAUGCUUCUGAUUAUGUGAAGACUGGUGAAAAUUUAUUUGAGCUUUUUGAUGAUGUUGUGGAGGAAAUUGGUGAGCACAACGUUGUUCAAGUUGUAACUAAUAAUGGGAGUAAUUAUGUUCUUGCCGUCACCCGAUUUGCCACUUCAUUUCUCUCUUUGGAAAGGCUUUUUGAGGAGAAAGGAAAUAUGAGAAGAAUAUUCACCUCGGAUGAAUGGGCAAAGAAUAAGUUGUCAAAGGAGGCAAAGGGGAGGGAGGCAACAAAGAUUGUUAUCAUGUCCUCUUUUUGGAAUCAUGUCAAGUAUACCCUUAAGAUCAUGGGCCCUCUUGUUCGAGUGCUUAGACUUGUUGAUGGGGAGAAGAAGCCACCAAUGGGAUAUAUUUAUGAAGCAAUGGAGAAGGCAAAGGAAUGCAUCAUGAAAGCAUUUCUUAAUGAUGAGAGCAAGUACAAUGAUGUUUUUAAAAUAAUUGACAACAGAUGGAAUUGCCGACUUCAUCGUCCGUUGCAUGCAGCCGGUCAUUUUCUAAAUCCCGAGUUGUUUUACGACAACCCUCGGAUUAAGCUGGAUUUAGAAGUUACAAAGGGGUGGUUUGAGUGCAUCACUAGAUUGGUGCCAAGUCAAGCUGUGCAACAAAAGAUAUUGGAGGAGCAAGCACUAUACAAGGCUGGCUAUGGACUUUUUGGACCAGAUUUUGCAAAAUCUCAAAGGAAAAAGAUUUCACUCGAUAAGAUUGAUGUCCGUAAAUGUAGAAUGGCUUCCAGGAACAUGGGUCACAUGCUUCAGCCGGAGAAUCAGCGCCUGCAAUGGUUUGGAACCUUGCAAAGGUUAUGCCGCUGGAAUGCCUUAUCUGACUUGCGAGUAGGAUUGCGUCGGGUGCGGGUCGAAACCGACAAAUGA
Molecule: messenger RNA, 1281 nt
Organism: Arachis duranensis
Lineage: Eukaryota; Viridiplantae; Streptophyta; Magnoliopsida; Fabales; Fabaceae
Exons: 4
Coding region: 1-1281 (426 amino acids)
Source: RefSeq, a predicted model, not a curated record